AUGCAAUACAAACAAGGAAAUGAAAAAGUAUAUAUGAUGGAUGGUUAUAAUCAACCUCUUUCCAAACUCUUCCCAUUCAAUCAAGAUCCUGAAAUACAACGAACUCGUAAAAUUCUUCUAAUUAUACUUGGCGUGUGUCUUGGUAUUCUUCUGAGUGGUAUGAUAAAUGUUAUAUUUGGACCUACAAUCGAUAUCUGUUUAAUUGGUAAUGGACAUAUUGCAGAAAUAAUUGAAUAUAUUAUUUCAAUUAUUCUCUACACAUUUGGAUUAUUCGUUGUUUAUCGAUAUUCUGAAAUAGGUUUACGAGUGUUUGCAUGGUUGAAUAUAAUAACACUGAUUAUAGUUGGAAUUGUAAUCCUAGCUUUGUUCAUCAUUGGUAUGACAAAUUCAAAUGACAUUAACUUAUCUACUCUUUACGGGGAAAAUCCCACUCGCAUAAUUAAGACGCAAAAAGGACCUUUCUUUUGCGCUUUUUUAUAUAUACCUGAUUGUAUUCUUACAAUAAUCAUUGUUAAAUUUGCCUUCAAAUUGGCAAAAAUUAUUAAUCAUAAAAAAUCUUUACCUAUUCAACAAGUUUAA
Rotaria sordida is the source of this 579-nucleotide messenger RNA. NCBI's taxonomy places the organism in Eukaryota, Metazoa, Rotifera, Eurotatoria, Philodinida, Philodinidae. The record is from the annotation of a GenBank genome assembly.